UUAGGAAUAAUGCAGAUGAGAUGACUACACAUUUAUCGGACUUUUCACACGUGCUGAGCACGUGGGAGGUAUAUCCACGGGCACAUCACUUUCAGACACGAUUCAAUGACGUUUAUACAAGAUAUAAGAAAAUAGCAACGGAAGGUCCCCAUUCAACUAUUUUUAAAGAUUCAAAACUGAGGGAACCGUUGGAGAAAUUGUAUUGUCAGUUGGGAAAUACCCUCAGAAUUAUCGUUAUAGGACGGAACGAUCUUCAAACAAAAUGUUUCAUUUCUUCACCUCAACGUGCAGAAGGUCCGACUUAUUCUCCAUUGCUGGAUGGCUCAAAAUCAGGGCCUGAAGAUCAAACCACAACGCUUGUCAUCUGUUAUGCAGUGAUAAAUCAUUUUGAUAGCGAAGGGUUGAAGGAAAUUCUAGAUGCAUUAGAGUAUUUCAAAUCCAUGGAAGAGAAAUUGAGGUCAUGUUUAAUUGCUCCUCCGCUAAUUGUUUGCCAAACGAGAAUGAUGCACGACAGAAACAUAUCAGAAACUGACCAGUUCCUUUCCAGUUUAAUUUCUACAGCAGCGACGUCACUUGGUAUGAAAUUAGAAGCUGGAGAUAUCACCAUUGACCCAGUUGAAACAGCACUUGGUAGCAUGAUUUCCGAAAUUCUAGAAAAAAAAAUCAUCCAUGGCUUUGUCAACAUGAGCACACAGUUACAAGAUUUCGUUGGAGAUAGAUGUUUUGUUUCAGAUGCGAUUGAGAUACUAGAAUCGGAGCAACUAAUCACCUCAAUACAGGGCUUUAUGAAAAAUGGAUUAGGAUUUGUAGAUAUACUAGAGACAAGGAAAGACGAACCUUUCAUAGAAACAGUGCUCCGCAGUGCCGUUCGUGUUAUCCGAUGCGCCAUCAUGGCGCCAUUGUCUGCUAAACACAGCUUGCCUCAGGAUACAUGCAAUCGCAUUGCUCAUGCAACCAACUUUGAAGACGAGUUAAUCAGAUGCGUUUCGAAAAACACAAGAUACCACCUGUCAAAGCUCGAAAAGCCUUGUGAUGAAAUGGUAAAAGCAACAAAAUCAGGUAAAACGUCGCACCACUUUCCAGGCAGAAGUUUCGUAUUUAUUGCAUAUCCGUUGCGUGAUGAUAUCAAAAAAGGUUUUGAUGAACUGGAACAGAAACUGAUUUCUGUGAGACGUAUUGCAUCCACUAUGAGGAAGAUGUUGUUCGAAAUCGGCGGAUACUUCGUUCAGUCUAUCGGGAGUACGGAAGCCAAUCAGACAGGUACAAAAAUCCCGGACAAUCUUAGGAGAGAAAUCAUGACGUUAGAUGGUGUGUAUGGUAUGGGAACAAUCUAUGGGCAAGUCGAAAUACACCUGCGGAAAAUGGAAAAGGAGAUGAAAACAGAAGUACAGGAUAAAGUUUCGGAAGUGAUGAAUUGUUUCAAGUUCCUCCAACCGUACCGUAUUAUCAGCGUAUUACAAGAGCCGCGAAAUCUCUUUGCUAUCACGUCUGGACGCGGUAUAAAGAGUCUAAACCCGCAUAAAAAUGAUACCUACCGAAAAGGUACUUUGGGUGGCUUUGUUCGUAGUAACAACAACAAGUUGUACGGGCUAACCUGCGCUCAUGUUGUCCAUGGAAAUGGUAAUGUACACGACGUCUUUAUCCAAAGCGAAACAGAAGAGAUGGUCUUGAUCGGAAGAAGUCUUCCAAGAAUGACAGUUUUCCCCGAUACGAACCGUAUCGCCUUUAUUGACAUUGCGGCCAUAGAAAUUACAAAAGAAUGUCAGCCAAAAUGCUCUCUAAAGGAUGAGCACGGACAGGAAAAAAGAGCACAAGUGUUUGAAGGGAAGCCGGAGACAAUUGUUUCAAAUUUCAUUUACAAGUACGGAGCUACUUCAGAUCUGACGAAAGGCAUCGUGGUCUCGACCGACUACAGUUUGUUUGGUCCGGAUGCAAGAGAACUAGUUGUGCUUAUAGACAGUCUACCAUCGAUAGACGCAGGUAAAUACGCGCAAGAAGGUGACAGUGGCGCUAUUAACUGCAUAACUGAUAUAACAGAUCAUAGUGGCACAAUCAAGGCAGUUUCAAUGAUAACCGCUGGAGGAUGUAUAUUAGAAGGCCAUGACAAUGAAAUUUGUUUGUCAUUCCUGUUGCAUAAUGGGAUAGAAAGAUUGCAAGAAUCAGGUGGUGUUGAGCUAAAACUGUCUACGUCUGAGAACUAACUUUCAAAAUGUAAUUACAACAGUAUAUUUUAUUCUGAUUGUGUCACAGUAUUAGACAUAUUGCGUGUUGCGGCAAAGAAAUGUGUUCUAAACUUAAAUAAUUGAGAACUGCAAUGCUUUGGAUAAUUUAAAGAAACAUUCAUAUGAAUAUUUUCUGCAAACAGUCAUUUAUACAUCUGUAAUCCUUAGCACAUAUAUAUAUAUAUAUAUAUAUA
Molecule: messenger RNA, 2416 nt
Organism: Mercenaria mercenaria
Lineage: Eukaryota; Metazoa; Mollusca; Bivalvia; Venerida; Veneridae
Exons: 5
Coding region: 21-2201 (726 amino acids)
Source: RefSeq, a predicted model, not a curated record